UGUUACUACAAACUCAUCCUCUGACUGAGCCUACGACUUUAGGUGGCACCAAUAAAUGCCCCCAACAUGGCAAACUCCUGGAGUACUACUGCUUGGAUGACAUGACCUGUGUGUGUGUUUCCUGCGCCAUUGAAGACCAGCACCGCCUGCACAAUAUGAAGACCUUCUCCACAGCCCACAAAGAGCUCCUGGAGAAGCUCAGCGCUGAGCAGCAGGACCUACAGGUGAAAACUGCUAAAAAGAAUUUGAGUCUGGAGAAGUGGGAGAAGAGUGAGAGGGAGAAGCUGGCUCGCUCUAGUGUGCGCCUCAUUGAGGCUGUGACUAAUCUGCGUGACAUUGCCCUGACCAGUGUCCACAGUUCAGUAUCUGCCCGUAUGGUGUCCAUCAAAACCAGCAAGAGCAGCAUGCAAGCAGCACAGAAGGAGAAGGACACCUUCAGGUUCCUGCAGAUGUAUUCUCAGGUACAGCAGGAUAUGGAGAAGGCCAAGGCUGUGGAUCUGAGGAAAGGGAUGGAGCCUGGCAGUGAUCGAGACAAACUGGUUCAGGACAUCAAACAGAAUGGGGAAAAGAUGGUGGAGCAAGCAGGCCACUUCUGGGGAUCCUUGUUGAGUCUGGUUGACCCAGAGAACCACCAGGAGCUCAUCAAUACCAGUUCAGACCUGAUCUUUGAACCACAGAGUUUGGGCCCCAGCAUGUCACUGUCCAAAGACAGGAGGAAGGUUUUCUACACGGGGCUAGAGCCAUAUUCUGCCACUCUUCUAAUUCGUAGUACCAGGUCAACUCCUAAAUUUCAAAGGUGGGUGGUCAGUCUUUCCUGUCCUGACUGGACCAUUGGUUUAUGUGACAAACAGUUUGCACAGAACUUGACGUAUGGACAUGUCUAUGGUCUGUGCCGCAAGGAUAACAGGCUCAGCUCACUCACGACUGCCCGUGAUGAUGGUUCAUGGCAGCAGAGAACACUUAGACCUUUAAUCACACAGCUGAAAAAUGGAGAUGAGUCCGUACCACGACCUGGGGUGGUGGAGGUGUUUUUGAACUCUGAUGCUUCCUCACUGUCCUUCUUCAGUAAAACUGGACGGCACCAGAGAGAAGAAAUAAUCACAAUUAAGAUGAGUCUCAACAACUGCGACCUGGCCCCCUUUGUUCAUGUAGCAAAGACAAAUGCCCAAAAUAUCCUCCAGCAGCAAUGGAAGUGCCACUGUAGGCAGGUUAACUACACAGGGAGCAUGUUGUGGCAAAUGAAAGAUAAGCAGUUCUACAACUCCUUCCAAAGUAAUUGUUCCUGCGGAGCAUAUAUUGGUGACGAAUGCAUCACAGAGGUGGUUUGUGAACUUCAGUAAUGAC
Epinephelus fuscoguttatus (brown-marbled grouper) is the source of this 1344-nucleotide messenger RNA. RefSeq lists its product as uncharacterized. NCBI's taxonomy places the organism in Eukaryota, Metazoa, Chordata, Actinopteri, Perciformes, Serranidae. The transcript is spliced from 2 exons. The record is from RefSeq and is a predicted model, not a curated record. Bases 102 to 1340 code for a protein of 412 amino acids.